This is a messenger RNA of Equus quagga, 1949 nucleotides long. It is a transcript of the gene MTFR2, whose product is annotated as mitochondrial fission regulator 2. The coding region runs from base 93 to 1172 and encodes 359 amino acids. Gene Ontology annotation, biological process: aerobic respiration; mitochondrial fission. The transcript is spliced from 8 exons. Gene Ontology annotation, cellular component: mitochondrion. The record is from RefSeq and is a predicted model, not a curated record. Lineage: Eukaryota; Metazoa; Chordata; Mammalia; Perissodactyla; Equidae.
ACGCGGAAGCGGCGAGCCGGGCCCGGAGGCGGCGGCAGGUAUCAAGAAACUGACCAUGUUCCCUUGAAGUGGCUUAUGUGUUUGCUUCCUCCAUGUCUCUCGUGUUGAAUAUCUUAAGAGAGAUGCUGGGAUAUUUUGGCGUUCCUAUAGACCAGGUUUUGCAGAUUUGGGAAAAUAAAGGCUACGGCUCAGCGCGGAGUGUUGUUCGGAUUAUUGGAAACAUUCUUCCUUUAGAGCCCUGCCCCAGGCCUCAUUUUGAGCUGACCCCAGUCUUGACCUCUGCAGACUCUGCUAACUGUGGAUCUGUAGUUCCAUCUUUUGCUGAUACUUUGUUUGUGGCAAAUGAUGAAGAGGCCCGUUAUCUCAGAUUUAGAAAUAGUAUAUGGAAAAAUGAAGAAGAGGAGGAAGUUGAAUACCCUGUGCACCUGGUUUGGGAUCCAUCGUCACCGGCUCUAAGACGUAACAAACCAAUGAGAAAUGAUCCGCCUGUAAGUGAAGCUGCAAUUAAAAAAAUAGCCGCCCUUGAGGAUGAGCUGGCUUCGCUCCGCUCUCGGAUUGCUGCGAUCGUGGGGCUGCAGGAGCUGAAAACCAGCACAGGCUCCGGCUCCUUUGACUUGAAUGACGGGCCUGGUGGUUUGGGACAAACGCCAUCGUCAGUGGCUGCUCAACUCAGUGCUGAACCGGAUCCAUUCUCGAGUUCAUGGCUUCCCUCUCCCCCUCCUCCACCACCACUACCCCCUCAGUUUUCUUCUCUGCAGCCUCCAUGUUCUCCUCUUGUACAACCAGGAUCUAAGAAUAUUUGUGACUCAGAUAAUUCAGCAGCUGAAAUGAAAAAACAGCACCCAGGUGCUUGUCAGACUAUUUAUAGUCAUUGUCCAAAAAACCAGAACAAUAAAGAUAUUCCAAACAUGCUGGACGUUCUAAAGGAUCUGAAUAAGGUGAAACUCCGUGCAGUUGAACGGUCGCCUGGAGGGAGACCCCUUCACAAGAGGAAGAGACACAGCUCACCCUGGGACCCUGUGGCUUUAAUAUCCCGUGCCCUGAAGCAGAAAUUUGCGUUCCAAGAAGACGAUUCCUUUGAGAAAGAAAAUAGGUCUUGGGAGUCUUCUCCCUUUUCUAGUCCAGAAGCUUCAAGGUUUGGACAUCACAUUUCCCAGUCAGAAGGACAGUGAACUAACGGAAGAACCGACAGACACAAAAGACGUUGACCAAGGUGUGCACGCUGCGAGCUGUGGCUGCGCUCCUGAGGAGAGAUCACAGACGCACACCGGCCAGCCUUUCACGAGGCGUGGAAGGAGCGCGUCUUCUGUUACGUGGGUAAAUGAAGUCUGUACACCGGGUCUGUGAGUGCAGGGCUGCGAAGAGUCUUGACUUAAGAAUUCCUGUCUCUGGUCUUGGAAGAUCCAGCAGCUACCUGGGUACCGGUGAUAGUUAGGUGUAUGGACUUUUUAAAUGUAUUUAGUUAGUGCUAUUAAAAGCUGAAUACACACUGAAUGAUUUUCCUAAGAGCUAAACAGUAAGUGACCUGGUGUUUCCCAUUAGAGAACAGUCAGCUCUCGCUGUAAGGUAACAAACCAUUUUAGUGGAUUGAGAAAGUUCUGUAAACUACGUGUGUAUUGUAGCACUCAGCAAACCAUGGUGUACUUGGGUUUUUAAAAACAAUUUAUUAAAGCAAUUAUGACUUCCUAAUUUAAGAGCCUUUGCAUCUUUUAAAAACUGAUGGUGAUCUGAUUGACUGGCCUCCAGCAACUGGGAGAUUUUCAAAGAAUAUAAAAUUGUGGUUUUUUUCCUUAGGAUAGUCGUAGUUCAAAUCAUGUUGAUUGAGCCUCCUAAAAAUUCUUCCUGAGGUGACAAAGAAUUACUCUUAGAAACCGGUUUUGAUUGUUGAGUUCUAGAAGUAGAAAUAUUUAAGGAAUCUUCUUGGUAAGUUUUGCCUGCACUUCUGUGUA